CCGAUUUCACAGGACGCCCAUGACUCUUUAAUCAAUCUUUCCUAUAUAAUCCCUUUCUGGAUAUCAUCAGUAGCCAAUCGACAACAUCAAUCAACAGAACAAAAUCAUCGUUCUCAAUUCGAUCGCCAUUAUAUUCCCGCUUACGUUGUACACGACCAGCUGAUCUGAGAGCAAUGGCUGAUGAUCCACAGGAUAUCGCCGACCGGGAGAAGAUCUUCGCACGCUUCGACACCAACGGCGACGGCAGAAUCUCGGCGGCGGAGCUAGGGGAGACACUGAAGGCGCUGGGGUCGGUGACGGAGGACGAAGUGAAGAACAUGAUGGCGGAGAUCGACACCGACGGCGACGGCUUCAUCUCCUUCGACGAGUUCACGGAGUUCGCCCGAGCCAACCGGGGCUUGAUUAAAGAUGUCGCCAAAAUCUUCUAGUCGCCGAUCGAUCUGCUAGUAUAUACAUCACAUCAUGGUGGAUUUGUAUGCAUCUAUAUAUAUAUUUAUAUAUCUAUAUAUCUUGUUACGUUUCUUAAGAGUUGUCAGUGUCAAACAACGUUAAACUUACUGUAGAUCUUCAUCAGUUAAUGAAUACAUGCAUUCUAGUCUCA
This is a messenger RNA of Ipomoea nil (Japanese morning glory), 601 nucleotides long. Its product is annotated as polcalcin Nic t 1-like. Gene Ontology annotation, molecular function: calcium ion binding. The transcript has a single exon. Lineage: Eukaryota; Viridiplantae; Streptophyta; Magnoliopsida; Solanales; Convolvulaceae. Bases 174 to 428 code for a protein of 84 amino acids. The record is from RefSeq and is a predicted model, not a curated record.